Cyprinus carpio (common carp) is the source of this 1710-nucleotide messenger RNA. Its product is annotated as extracellular calcium-sensing receptor-like. The record is from RefSeq and is a predicted model, not a curated record. Gene Ontology annotation, cellular component: membrane. Gene Ontology annotation, biological process: G protein-coupled receptor signaling pathway. NCBI's taxonomy places the organism in Eukaryota, Metazoa, Chordata, Actinopteri, Cypriniformes, Cyprinidae. Gene Ontology annotation, molecular function: G protein-coupled receptor activity. The coding region runs from base 1 to 1701 and encodes 566 amino acids. The transcript is spliced from 7 exons.
AUGUACGGAACUGUCCUUCUAAGUCAGUGGAUCAGGAACAACCAGGAAGAAAUAAGACCCAGCUGUUUGACUCCGUAUCGAGGUCAAGACUGUCUACGGAUUUACGCAGAUGAGUGUGGUGCCCAGAACCCUGAGCUCCUCCAGUCAACACAGUUGCGCAAGACCGUUGCAACUUUGUCAAAGGUCCUGAACCUAAAAAACCAUGAGUUGGAUCAAGUGGCAGGCUUCUUGGGCCAUGAUAUAUGUGUCCACAGAGAAUAUUACAGGCUUCCAGAGGCUACAACCCAGCUGGCCAAAAUUUCUAAACUUCUACUUGCCAUGGAGAAAGGUUCUCUUAGAAGUCUUCAAGGCAAAUCACUUGAAGAAAUUGACAUUGAAGUCGUUUCUGAAAAUCCUGCUGAAAAGAAGGAUGCCAGAAGGAAACAAAAACAGCAAUGGCCUCCAACUGAAAUCACAGCAUUCAUCAAAGGGGCAAUAACACUAAAUAUAUUUCCACUAUCUCCAUGCACAUUACUGUAUCACUGUUUCCUGUGCUCUCUUUUUCAGAUAAGUCACUCAGCCACAUGUGAAUGCCUCAGUAAUAGGAAAGAUUACCCCUUUUUCUUCAGGACUAUUGCUAGUGACUACCACCAGAGCAGAGCACUUGCAUACAUAGUCAAGCACUUAGGCUGGUCUUGGGUUGGAACUGUGAAUACUGAUAAUGACUAUGGAAACAAUGGCAUGAGCAUAUUUCUCAAAACAGCCCAGGAGGAGGGGAUUUGUGUGGAGUACUCUGUAAAAUUCUACCGAACAGAGCCUGACAAACUCCAAAAAGUGGUAGAGACAAUUAAAAAAAGCACAGCAAAAGUGAUUGUUGCAUUUCUUACCAGUUACGAGAUGUACAACCUACUUGAACAUCUAAGUAUUCAAAACAUUACAGGCCAUCAGAUGAUUGGUGUGGAAGCAUGGAUAACAGCAAAGCGUUUGAUCACUCCAAACAGUUUUCAUGUACUGGGAGGGUCACUGGGUUUUGCAGUGAGAAACAUUGAUAUUGAAGGUUUUGAAAAUUAUGUUACAAAAGUAUUCUGGGAAACAGCAUUUCCAUGCUUACACACUGAAGGAAAUUCAUCUCAAUAUGCAAUAAAUUGCAACAUAUAUCGAGAUCUGCUUGUGCUAAAAAGCUUCAGUGAUGAUUUGCCUGAACAAAGAUAUGCAAGUAACGUCUACAACUCAGUUUAUGCUGUUGCUCAUUCAUUACACAGUCUACUCAAUUGCAAGGAAGGUUGUGAAAAAGAUCUGUUAAUACAACCACAGCAGGUAGCUGAGGCUCUAAAACAAGUAAAUUUCACUGUAAAGAUGGGAGAAAGUGUGUGGUUUGACAGCACUGGUGGCGUAAUAGCCCAAUAUGAAGUCAUAAACUGGCAGCAGGACUCUGAUGGAUCAAUCCAGUUUAAACCAGUGGGAUACUAUGAUGCCUCACUGCCCCCUGACCAGCGCUUUUUGCUUAAUGCUGAAAACAUAAUCUGGGUUGGAGGACAGCUGGAGAGGCCGAGGUCUGUAUGCAGUGAGAGCUGUCCUCCAGGUACUAGGAAGGCUACACAAAAAGGAAGACCUGUCUGCUGUUAUGACUGUAUUCCAUGUGCAGAAGGAGAAAUCAGUAAUGAGACAGGUAAUCUUCAGUCCAUCUCCCAGCUUCUACAGUUUCUGCAUGCAUUGACUUAGCAAAGGAGU